Messenger RNA from Cicer arietinum (chickpea), 1973 nucleotides. Its product is annotated as beta-amylase 3, chloroplastic. Lineage: Eukaryota; Viridiplantae; Streptophyta; Magnoliopsida; Fabales; Fabaceae. Gene Ontology annotation, biological process: polysaccharide catabolic process. The record is from RefSeq and is a predicted model, not a curated record. Gene Ontology annotation, molecular function: beta-amylase activity.
AAAUAUAUUCAUUCUUCAAUUGCAAACAGAGCUAACACAAAAAAUGGCUCUAACAACUCGUUUUUCAAUUUCUUUGAUGAAUAAAAAAGACACAAGAGUCCUAAAAUCUCUAGAUGAUAUUUCUACCAAAGUUUAUUUACCAAAAAUGAAACCAUUGUUCCAUAUAAAAGCAAAGAGUUCAAUGCAAGAAUCACAUUUCACAAAGGAGAACAACAAAAACAAUCAAGUAGUAAAUAAAAACAAGAAAUCAGACAACAUUACAGCGCCAUCGGUGACUCAUAAUCAUGACGAUGAUUCGAAUAGAGUGCCUGUUUUUGUUAUGUUGCCAUUAGACACAGUGUCAAUGGGAGGAAAUUUGAAUAAGCAAAAAGCAAUGAAUGUUAGUUUGAUGGCUUUGAAGAGUGCUGGAGUUGAAGGUGUUAUGGUGGAUGCUUGGUGGGGUUUGGUUGAAAAAGAUGGUCCUAUGAAGUAUAAUUGGGAAGGUUAUUUUGAGCUUGUGCAAAUGGUACAAAAGCAUGGCUUAAAGCUUCAAAUUGUUAUGUCUUUUCAUCAAUGUGGAGGAAAUGUUGGAGACUCUUGCAGCAUUCCUCUACCUCCUUGGGUGUUGGAAGAAGUGAGCAAGAAUCCUGAUCUUGUUUACACAGACAAAUUAGGGAGAAGGAAUCCUGAAUACAUAUCAUUGGGUUGUGAUUCAGUUCCUAUUUUAGGAGGAAGGACCCCACUUCAGGUUUACUCUGAUUACAUGAGAAGUUUCCGUGAUAGAUUCAAAGAUUAUUUGGGCACUGUUAUCAUUGAAGUUCAAGUGGGAUUAGGUCCUUGUGGAGAGCUGAGAUAUCCAUCUUAUCCUGAAAGUGAUGGAACUUGGAGGUUUCCAGGAAUUGGAGAAUUCCAAUGCUACGACAAGUAUAUGAUAGCAUCCUUGGAAGCAUCAGCUGAUGCAAUUGGGAAAAGAGAUUGGGGAAGAAGUGGGCCCCAUGAUUCAGGUCAAUACAAUCAAUAUCCAGAGGACACUGGAUUUUUCAAAAGAGAAGGAACAUGGAACACAGAAUAUGGAAACUUUUUCCUUGAUUGGUACUCAACAAAACUUGUAGAACAUGGUGAAAAAAUCCUAGUAUCAGCAAAAAACAUAUUCCAAACAAGUGAAGUAAAACUCUCAGCCAAAAUAGCUGGAAUUCAUUGGCAUUACAACGCAAGAUCACAUGCAACUGAAUUAACAGCAGGGUAUUAUAACACAAGGUAUCAUGAUGGUUAUUUACCAAUAGCAAAAAUGUUAGCAAAACAUGGUGUUGUGUUGAAUUUCACUUGCAUGGAAAUGAAGGAUAAUGAACAACCUCAUCAUGCUAAUUGUUCACCAGAAGGGUUGGUUAAUCAAGUUAAGAAUGCAACAAAGAUUGCUGGUGGAGAAUUAGCUGGUGAGAAUGCAUUGGAGAGAUAUGAUUCAAGUGCUUAUGAUCAAGUUUUGAAAACAAGUGGUUUAAGUGCUUUUACUUAUUUAAGAAUGAAUAGGAGAUUGUUUGAGGGUGAUAAUUGGAGAAACUUUGUUGAGUUUGUUAAGAAUAUGUCUGAUGAUUGUUUGAGACAGAGGCUUUCAGAAUCUGAUUCUUAUGGGACUGAUCUUUAUGUUGGACAUAUUAAAGGGAUUAAGAAGGAGGAUCAAGCUCAAGAAAUUGUUCUUGUGUGAACAAAACAAUUAAUGAACACAUUGAUAUUGUAUCAUUGUUGGUGGGUCAUGUACUCAUGUGCAUAGUUAAAAGCAUAUAUUAAAUUUUAGAGAGAAAAAAAAAGUAGUAGUGUGUGAAAAGGAGAAAAACAGAAAAGAAAAUUAUGUAUUAUUGGUGUAUUAUAGGAAAUAAAAUUGGCAUAUUUUCAAGCCAAUAUCUAAGAUCACCAAUAUUUUAGUUCAUGUUAUGUAAAACAUCAAUAUGUACUCCUAUUUAAUUUUGGAAACUAAUGUUUUCCAUACUUUUUUAUCA